Molecule: messenger RNA, 7115 nt
Organism: Protopterus annectens (West African lungfish)
Lineage: Eukaryota; Metazoa; Chordata; Ceratodontiformes; Protopteridae
Gene: JAKMIP3
Product: Janus kinase and microtubule interacting protein 3
Exons: 26
Coding region: 596-3130 (844 amino acids)
Molecular function (GO): kinase binding; microtubule binding
Source: RefSeq, a predicted model, not a curated record
UUCGUUAUCAUCAUCAUCAUCAUGCAAUAUCUUCAGCGUUUAAGGGCAUUAUCAAGAAACAUUGGCCUUUUGGUGAUGCCAUUGCUAUACUGUCUCUGGAACUGAAUGUGACAUUCAGUAUGCUGUCUCCCAGUUCAUUUAUAUUACCAUAUUGUGCAGACAAAACAAUAUAAGAAACACACUUGGAGCAAUUCCCUUGAGCUCCAAACAUGGAGAAGAAGAGAGAUGGAGACAUGAAAAGGGACAGUAAGAGUAUAACUGAAUGUGAAUCAGCCCCACUUCUGGAAGAAACAGCUGCUAUUUCCAGUAUAUGUUUUUUGAAACCUAAUUAAUAGGUCAUGAAAGGAAAGUGAACAAAGGGCAGUUACUGAAGUUUUCUAGUGGUCCUUGGGUCAUCAGUGGCUAAGGUACAGUUUGUCUCCAUCCCAUUUUCUGUCCUACUGCCAUUCCCAGAAUCCAGAAGGAGAUAGGUUUAGAAGGACCUAGAGACAGAGAACAAAAUGUAGCUGAAAAGAAGCAGAGAAGAAACGUCUCGGGCCUUGGAACGGGGGUUCUCUCUGCUUGAGAUUCACCCUUUUGGUCACUCCAUCUCACAAUGUCAAAGAAGGCUGCCAGCAGUCGUGCUAAGGGAGAAAAACCUGACACCUUAGCUGCCUUACAAGCUGCCAAUGAAGAACUCAGAGCAAAACUUACAGAUAUACAAAUAGAGCUUCAACAAGAAAAGAGUAAGGUUAGUAAGUUGGAACGUGAGAAAAACCAAGAAAUAAAACAAAUUAGGGAGCACGAACAGCACAGAUAUAUAGUUCUUGCAACAGAACAGAAGACCAAACUUCAUGAAGAAAAAAUGAAGGAAAUUCAGGUAGUACGAGAGACACUAUUAAGGCAACAUGAAAGCGAACUUCUCAGAGUCAUUAAAAUCAAAGACAGUGAAAACCAAAGACUACAGGCCCUUGUCAAUGCUUUAAGGGAAGGAACUACCGAUAAAAUUAAAACUGCCCUUUAUUCAGAAGCAAAAGAUGAGGCUAGGAGAUUGUUCGAGUCUGAAAAAGUGAAAAUGCAACAAGAAAUUUCUGAACUUAAGGGAGCAAAGAAACAGACAGAGGAAGCUUUAAGUUUAGCUAUACAAGCUGAUAAAAUUAAGGCUGCAGAGAUGAGAAGUGUCUAUCAUCUACAUCAAGAAGAAAUAAAUAGAAUCAAGCGGGAAUGUGAACGGGAGAUUCGUAGAUUGAUGGAGGAGAUAAAAUUAAAAGAAAAAGCAAUCAGUAUGUUGGAAAAAGAUUUAGGGAUUCAAGCUGGGCAUGUUCAAAGACUUCAGCUGGAAAAAGAAGCUUUAGAUGACCAACUUAUCCAGGUCAGAGACUCUGAACGAUAUCUGAGCAGUCCCAAAUGUGAACUUCCUUGUCCGUCUGGUACAGGAGAAGCCAUUGAUCUUUCAGAAAGCACUGAACAGCAGCUGGAUGAGAAAGACACUCGACGUUUCCAAUUAAAGAUUGCAGAAUUAAGUGCAAUUAUUAGGAAACUGGAAGAUCGAAAUGCCCUACUAUCAGAAGAGAGAAAUGAGCUGCUCAAGAGGCUGAGAGAAGCUGAGAGUCAGUAUAAACCACUACUCGAUAAAAACAAACGUCUCAGUAGAAAGAAUGAAGAAUUGUUGUACACAUUACGCCGAAUGGAAAACAAAUUGAAAUUUAUAACACAGGAAAACAUAGAAAUGAGACAAACGAGUGGGAAAAUAAGAAGACCAAGCUCUUUAAAUGACCUUGACCAAAGUCAUGAAGAACGAGAAAUAGAAUGCCUAAGAAUGCAAAUCGUUGAGCAACAGCGAAUCAUAGAUAACCUUUGUAAGAAACUAGAGACUGCUGGUUACGUCAAGAGUGUAAUAGAACAUGACAAAUUAUUGAGAUACAGAAAGCAAAGAAAGAAAAUAUCCAAACAAGGCAAGAAGCCAGUGGUAGAAACUUUCUUUGGGUAUGAUGAAGAUGCUUCCAUGGAUUCAGAUGGAUCUUCGGUAUCGUGCCAAACUGACAGGACAGAUCGAACACCAUGCACUCCUGAUGAAGAUGUAGAAGAGGGUAUGGCAAAAGAAGAGACUGAACUUCGCUUUCGGCAGCUGACAAUGGAGUACCAAGCUUUGCAGCGAGCAUAUGCUCUUCUCCAAGAACAAGUAGGAGGAACUCUUGAUGCAGAGCGAGAAGUUAAGACUCGUGAACAGUUACAAGCAGAAGUUCAAAGAUGCCAAGCUAGAAUCGAAGAUCUGGAGAAGGCCCUUGCAGAACAAGGCCAGGAUAUGAAGCUAAUUGAAGAAAAACAAGUUUUGUACCAACGGAAUCAAGAACUAAUAGAAAAGAUCAAACAAAUGGAAAUUGAAGAAGCUCGGCUUAAACAUGAUAUACAAGACGUCAAAGACCAAAAUGAACUUUUAGAAUUCCGAAUCUUAGAGCUUGAAGAGAGAGAGCGAAGGUCUCCUUCCAUCAACUUCCAUAGCAUUCCAUUCACUGAGGGAAAAAGUCCUCUCCAGGUAUACUGUGAAGCAGAAGGUGUAACAGAUAUUGUGGUAUCUGACCUAAUGAAGAGGUUGGAUAUUUUAGGGGAUAACGCCAACCUGACAAAUGAAGAACAAGUGGUUGUAAUACAAGCAAGAACAGUUCUUACAUUGGCUGAAAAGUGGCUGCAGAAAAUAGAAGUCACUGAAUCUGCCUUACAGAAAAAGAUGCUAGAUCUAGAGAAUGAAAAGGCACUUUUUAGUAAACAAAAAGGCUACUUGGAUGAAGAACUUGACUACAGAAAACAAUGUCUGGACCAAGCUCAUAAGCGGAUUCUGGAAGUGGAAGCAAUGCUUUAUGAUGCCCUGCAGCAGGAGGCGGGAGCCAAAAUGUCAGAAAUUCUCUCAGAAGAGGAAAGGGAGAAGCUGAACAAUGCAGUGGAGCAAUGGAAACGGCAGGUUAUGAGUGAGCUUCGGGAGAGAGAUGCCCAGAUACUGCGAGAGAGAAAAGAGCUUGUUCACCACGCACAGCAGAGAAUUAAAGAGUUAGAAGAAAAAAUUGAAGGGCAGAAAAGACAGAUAAAAGAGUUGGAAGAAAAGUUUUUAUUUUUGUUUUUGUUUUUUUCAUUAGCAUUUAUUCUUUGGUCAUAGUUCUUCCAGUCAGCCAAAAAAGACAACUAAAACAAGAAGCAAAGAUUUUCUUGUUGAAACAAAGAUAUUGGUUUUCAAUGGGAAACAGAAACUGGAAGAAGAAGUACAGUAUAACUGUGAAAACAUGGCUUUAUGCUGUUCUCAGCGGAGGAAUCUUGGAAGAUGGAUUUCUGCAGCAGUUCUGUUUUGUAUAAAGAAGACCACAAGUAAAUGUUUGACAAAGAGCAAGUGAGAAAGGUAAACAGACACUAAAAAAGAAGCAGAACUGUUAAAUGUCUUCUCCUCAUGUGAGUCAUAUGCUUUCUCUUCAGAAGACCUAACACAUGCUGCUUUAAAGAAAAAAAAAUAUAUAUAUAUAGCUUUAUCUAAGAUUAAUAAAUAAUGAAAAUAAAAUUAUGUUUAAAAUAUCCCUGCCAAGCAGGUAGUUUGUACAUCUGCUUCUAUAAGGAAGCAACAUUUUCAUCCAUUCAAUUCACAUCUGUACCUUCUUCACAGUUAUUUUAAGUAUUAUCUGAGAAUUAAGACUUUAACAGCACAAAACUAAACUAAUGAAUGGGGCUGGCAAGGACAUGGACCAGAGAUACCUCUAGUAUGUUAUUUUAUUAUUUCCUUCCGAGGAACCCAAGCUGCACAACUGAGAUCAAACCACUGUUUGUAGAAAUGGGACACAAAUCAAUUACGUGUAUUACCACAACAUUGAUUUCUAGGGCCAGGAAGAGAAAGGGUUCCUACCACUAUACUUCAUGACACAAUUAAUGAUUUUGAUCCCAAAAUGCCACAGCUAUCCACCACAACUGUUGAUUUGUAUAUAAGAUAAACUUCAUGUAUACCCAAAUUGCCACUCAGAAUACAUGAAACUGAUUUUCCAUGGUGCUGCAUGCUGGAUUUUACAGCUGAAGAAGGAUUUAAGAAGAAGAAAACUGACUUAUUAUGCAACUGUGGCUGUGGAUACUUAAUCAGCAUAAGGAUACACUAUGAAAUGCUAAAGAGUUUACUGAACUCAGGCAAAGAAUGUACUACUACCACUGCUAUAAGAAUAUAAAUUUGAAAAAUCUCCAACCGGUAUACAAUAAGCAACCCUGGAAAGACUAAAUGGCAGUUAUAGAAUGUAACCGUGAAACUGAGAAGGAAAGGAGAUCAUCAGAGCAUCGAGUUUUCUACAGCCUUAGCAGUAUAACCGCUUUACUGCUCUCUCUGGAAGGGGAGUACAAUUGUUGGACAUCUUUCUACCCAUUUAUGCUGGAACCAGCACAAUGACACCUCCAGAUAUCAAGAAAUGUGAAUGGGCGUCAAGCCAGGAAUCUAAUUUGGCAUUUAAGUUUUAUUGUAAAAUAUUUGUCCAAAAUUCUUGACCUUUUUAAAGGUAUAGUUUAUUAAUAAAAAUAAUCUUGUUUGCUGUUUAAAGGAAAUAGAAAUGAAAACAAUUUAUUUUAUACAAUGUGUAUGGGAUUUAUAUGUUUCUCUGCUAAAAUGAAGACGCCUAAAAUUUUAAAAGCACUAGUUGUGUGAUUUUAAUGAUUAUUUCAUGACUUAAAAUAUGAUAUAUUUAUGUGUUAGUUCUCCUGGGAAUGUAAAAUGAAAAGACUGUUGCAUUAAUUGAUAUUUGAAGAUAAUGCUUAUCAACAUUUUAAAAACUAGAGUUAUGUGACUUGAUUUAAUCUGGUCUGAUGAAUAAUGAAUGUUUGAAAUUAGUACAAAUCAGUGAAUAGAAGGUGAUGUCCAAACAUAAUUGAAGUAAGAUUUAACAAUAAUUUAUAUCCAGUAUUGCUAUAAUGACACACGCAAGCAAAAGAUUCAGAUAGAGUAUUUGCCACAUUUAUAACACCAAUGUUAUUCAAGACAAUUCCACGUGACAGUGUCCAAAGGAUGCCUAUAACAUGAACAUGUUCUUUUUCUUGUUGUCAAAAUCAGGAGUGCAGUACAUGUUUAUUAUGUGAUGAUUGGUAAACUACAAAAAAACAAAAAAAAGAGCCAUAGAAUAAUAGUGGACUAUGAGCAAACAAAAAAAAAAAAAAAAGGUUUUCUGUUGCAUAUACUAAAAAAAGACAAAACUUGCAAGAGGUUUAUGCACUUUAUAUGGACAUUGCACAAAAAUAACCUCAUGCAAACAUUCUGCAUCAAGGUAUCGGCUUACUCUGCAGGCUUACAUUAAAAUUGGCACAUUUGUAUGUGGCAAUUAGCAUACUGUGAGGAGGAUAUAAAGGAUUAUGACUGGUUUGCUGAUGCUAAUCAUGUUAUUAUUUGGAUGAGACAUGGAUCCUAAGGAAUUCACCUUGAAAGUGAAGCUUGAAAGGUGAAUGUUGGCAUCCAUGUCGAGAACACAUAAUCUUAGGUUAGCACUGCUGACCUCUCAUAGUUAUUUAUAGUACAUGGAGCCUUAUCGACUGCAUGAACUACAAAUUACAGUUAAAACAGGGUAAAAAAGCAUUAAGAAUUUUAACGGCUUUCAAAACCAUAAAACAGUUAAUGAGCCCUUUCAGAAAAGUAGUGUAACACCAUGCCUUAUGUUUUCUUACCUUCCAUGCCUCUCAACUGGGUACAUUUUCCGAAAAUGCCCAGGUUCUGUCUCAUGUUGGCUGUGUUCCUCAUAAAGUCUGUGGCUUUUGGACAAAUUACUGUGUACUGAAAACACUAAAUAAUGGCAUACAUUUAGGUUUCAGACUUCUUAUCCUCCAGCAAAUCAGGCAACACAUAUCCUGCUACUAUUCAACUAACUUUCUAGGCUUAGAAUAUGAAGUCAGUGAAAUGUUAUCAACUGGCAGCAGAUAGAAACAAAUCUUUUAUUCUGCUGUUGUCAUUUGCACUGGCAGAUUUUACUGCCUAGCCCAAGACCCAACCUUAACAACUUUAGCAGGUGGUGCUUAACAUUUGUUAAAGAUGGUCUUAUGCUACUCUAGUGCUUAAACUGAUUUAUCUCAUCAGAGUAUAAUCAGUGUGAUCCAUACACAACAUUAUCAUUGUAAAAUCUAGUUGUAACAGUACAUUUUAUUGUAGAGGUAUUGCUUUUUUUAGAAAUUUAUUUUUUGAGCUUUAGCAAGAUACAUAAAUUGAUAACUGAAACCAGUUAACAUAUAACAGGCUAUAGAUCAUAAAAAUACAAUGUUGUGAAUAGCAACCAUAACAUAUAAUUUUUUUUCUGGCCAAGAAGAUUUAACUAGGUAUAGAAUUAAACAGUUCUUAACAUGCUAUAUGUAAUCUCAGACAUCAGUUAAACAGUUUAACAUUGAAACGUCUGGACAAACUAUGUACAAAGAAAUUAACAAGUUGGGGAGGGUCACCUGGAUAGAGUUAAAAUAUAAAUAUAUAAAUUAUGUUUAUAUGAAGUGUAUAUAUGCUGUUUAUAAACUAAUGAAAAAUAAAUACAAAGACAGAGUAAGAGGUACUAUUCUGGGAGAAAAAUGUUUAGCUGCACUUCAUAUAAUAGAUUACUGACACAUCGUCAUUACUGAGGCUAGUAGACCUGAAAAGUUUACUUUAGGAAGUAUUUUCUUUUAUAGCAUACACCCCUUCUCUCUAACUGUAGACACAGUGGAGUUACACUACUAUAUCUAAAUCAUCUGCAUAUGCUAGGUAUUUAAGCAGUACAUCUGAAUGCAACAGAAAUACCUAAAUUUGUUACUCUUUCUACUAAGUCAAGAUUCUAAAUUAUUAUGAACAGCAGCUUACUACCUGUUCAUGUGAGCAGCAAAAAAAAUGGGAGGAGUUUUUACCACCGAGUGAUGGUAUAACACCAUAAGACAUGUGCGCUACAUGUGCAGUAUGGCUAGUUGCUGACACCUUCUAAUUAAAUAAUGAUUGGCAGUCAAUUUUGUCUGCUAUUUCAAAACAAGAUGUGCUCAACACAAGCUUGAUUACAUUAGAAUUAAUUGAACUGAAAGUUUAACCUACUAUAAUUAACUCCUUCAAACCCAUAAAGUCAGGAAGAGUUAUAUCUGUUAAUCUUUUAUUUGGCAAUAUAUAUACAUCUAUAUAUAUAUAUAUAUAU